UGAGUAUAUAUAAUGAAUGAAGAGUAAUAAGUUUUACAUAGAUAUAUAUAGUAUAAUUAGUAACAUAAGAAGAGGGAGAGAGAGAGAAGAAAAAUGGGAAGAGGAAGAGUAGUGUUGGAGAGAAUAGAGAAUAAGAUCAAUAGGCAAGUAACAUUCUCAAAGAGAAGAAGUGGAUUGUUGAAGAAAGCCUUUGAGCUUUGUGUUCUAUGUGAUGCUGAAGUUGCACUUAUCAUUUUUUCAAGCCGUGGCAAGCUUUUCCAAUACAGUAGCACUACUGAUAUCAACAAAAUCAUUGAAAGGUAUCGGCAAUGUCGUUACAGCAAGCCACAAGCUGGAAAUUCAUUAGGACAUAAUGAAUCACAGAAUUUAUACCAGGACUAUUUAAAAUUAAAGGCAAAAUAUGAGUCUCUUGACCGUAAGCAGAGGCAUUUUCAUGGGGAAGAACUUGAGCAACUUAGCAUGAAAGAAUUGCAAAGACUUGAGGAACAACUAGACUUAACCCUCACACAAGCUCGUCAGCAACAAAUGAAGAAGCUCAUGGCACGAGCUGAGGAAUUACGUGAAAAAGUGCAUCACUUGGAGGAGGUUAACAAAACAUUGGAUCCCAAGGCAACAAAUGAUGAAACCUCAAACCUCGUUGUUGACCAAACAAGUCGUAUUCAAUUGCACGAUAUAAAUUAAGUUGGUUUCUAAACCAUGAAAACUACUUCAAAGGGAAAGCAACUAAGACAUAAGUUGAGGGCGAUCCCAGCAAUGACAUAAACAAAAUAUUAAUGGAUGGUUGAAGUGUACAUCCAUUUAUGAAUUUCAAAUAGAUAAAUGUUUGGUGUAUGUUCUAUGUGUAUACAUCUUGAUAGAAAGAAAAAUAUUAAUAUGAUAUGAUAGAUAUAAUAACUAGAUGAUGUGAUAGGAUGAGAUAUUUAGAGAUAAAUGAGGUGUUGAAUGGAUGUUGAAAAA
Molecule: messenger RNA, 957 nt
Organism: Medicago truncatula (barrel medic)
Lineage: Eukaryota; Viridiplantae; Streptophyta; Magnoliopsida; Fabales; Fabaceae
Product: truncated transcription factor CAULIFLOWER D
Exons: 8
Coding region: 94-681 (195 amino acids)
Biological process (GO): positive regulation of transcription by RNA polymerase II
Cellular component (GO): nucleus
Molecular function (GO): DNA-binding transcription factor activity; protein dimerization activity; RNA polymerase II transcription regulatory region sequence-specific DNA binding
Source: RefSeq, a predicted model, not a curated record